AUGGAAGAUGCCAACGUGAUCAAGAUCAAGGUUAUCGCAGCCGAGGAUCUCUACGUGGAUGAAAGCAAAGAAGCCUUGAGAGUUGUCCACGGUCAAUCGGUCGAGUUUCGAAUCCCCAAGACGAUCAGGCUGUUGAAACUCAAGAAGCGAUACUGCGAGGAGUACAACCUCCACCUCGAUGGCGCCAACACCUCCACACGCAGUGGCGUGCAGUUCAAGUUUGGCAACCGCACCAUCGACGACAACGACACGGUCUGUCCCUCCUCCCUCCCGCGACCCUUCACCCUCUUCUUCAUGCAUCGCGAUGCUGACGAGCGGUCGUUUGUUUGUGGGACGGGCGGAGGGCAGUGCGGGAGCCUGUGCUUGACAACGAACGACGUGAUCAAGGUUCAUCACACGCCCGAGUUCCACUGCUACCUGAAUUCCACGAGCGUACCGGGCAAGACCCUUCAGUCCGACAUGCGCGAACUCUAUCUGGAGGCCAUGCGAUCGGGCGGGCACGGCAGCACCGACGUGGUGUUCAACGUGGGCAAGGAGAAGGUCCAUGCCCACAAGCUUAUACUCACAGCACGCUGCGAGAAGCUCCGGGCCAUGUUCUCUUCAUCCUUUGCCGAAUACAACGAACAGAAGACGGGCGAGGUGGCCAUCGAGGGGCAUGACCCAUCGACAUUCCGCCUCAUGCUCGAGUGGAUCUACUGCGAUAACGUGCAGAUGCCCACGACUGCCGAAGGUUGCCUGCAAUUGCUCGCACUCGCCGAAGAGAUGCUGCUCUUCCCGUUGAAGACCACGUAUCACGUCGACUUCCUCAAGCAGAAGUGCAAGCAGUACAUCAUGGACCACUACGACGAGAUGCUGAGGGAGCAACCCGAAUUCGAGAAGGAGCUGUGUAAGGUGCCCGAGCUGUUGGUGGAGCUGACCCGCAGCGCGCUGUCGAGGGAGGAGCCUCGCCGAUAUGUGGUCCUCGAAACGUCGAUAGGGUCACCCAGCACCGGCCGCGGCGAGAAGAGGCGGCGCGGGAACUAA
This is a messenger RNA of Acanthamoeba castellanii str. Neff, 1023 nucleotides long. Its product is annotated as BTB/POZ domain containing protein. The record is from RefSeq and is a predicted model, not a curated record. Bases 1 to 1023 code for a protein of 340 amino acids. Gene Ontology annotation, molecular function: ubiquitin protein ligase binding. Gene Ontology annotation, biological process: proteasome-mediated ubiquitin-dependent protein catabolic process; regulation of proteolysis. Gene Ontology annotation, cellular component: cytoplasm. The transcript has 7 exons. Lineage: Eukaryota; Discosea; Longamoebia; Acanthamoebidae.